AUGGAAAAAAAUUUUCAAGAAACUUAUGACUAUGAUUCAGUAUUUUUUGAGUUUUCUGAAGAUACUUUUAAUAGUGAAAUUCCUAAUGUUAAACUUAACGAAGGUGAUACUUAUUCUUCCGAAGAAACUUUUAUUAUAGCAGUUAAAACAUAUGCAAAACAACAAGGCUUUCAA
Molecule: messenger RNA, 174 nt
Organism: Funneliformis caledonium
Lineage: Eukaryota; Fungi; Glomeromycota; Glomeromycetes; Glomerales; Glomeraceae
Source: the annotation of a GenBank genome assembly